Messenger RNA from Mollisia scopiformis, 3439 nucleotides. Its product is annotated as SPX-domain-containing protein. The transcript is spliced from 7 exons. The record is from RefSeq and is a predicted model, not a curated record. The coding region runs from base 190 to 3237 and encodes 1015 amino acids. Gene Ontology annotation, biological process: glycerophospholipid catabolic process. Lineage: Eukaryota; Fungi; Ascomycota; Leotiomycetes; Helotiales; Mollisiaceae. Gene Ontology annotation, molecular function: protein binding; glycerophosphocholine phosphodiesterase activity.
UUCGACGUCAUUUCCGCGACGGUUUGGAUGUUGACUUGGAGAAACUCAGAGCUGGUCCAUUUUUAGAAUGCAUCUUCGCAUGUGACAUGCUAGCUACCUAGUAUCCUUCACUGAAAUACUGGCCUCCUCUCUCAAGUCCUCCCACUCGCUCACAGCCCUUCAGGGCUCUGCGGGUGCCAACACCGCAUUAUGAAGUUUGGCAAGCAGAUUCAGAAACGGCAGCUCGAGGUCCCAGAGUAUGCCGCCAGCUUCGUGAACUACAAAGCUCUUAAGAAGCUCAUCAAGAAGCUCUCUGCGACGCCCACGCUCCUGGCCCAGAAUGAUGUUCACCGCCCGUCAGGCAUCGUCGAUUCUCAAGCGGCCUUACAAGCCAACAAGGCCACUUUCUUCUUCCAACUAGAACGAGAGCUGGAGAAAGUCAAUGCCUUUUAUUUACAAAAAGAAGCCGAGCUCAAAAUCCGACUCAAGACGCUCUUAGACAAGAAGAAGGUCCUCCAGUCGCGGAGUCAGAACACAUCCAGGAGAUCCGCAAAGUUCACGACUUUAGAGGAGGGCUUCCAGCAAUUCGGUAACGAUCUCAACAAACUGCAGCAAUUUGUCGAAAUCAACGGGACGGCCUUUUCCAAAAUUCUUAAGAAAUGGGACAAAACAUCCAAGUCGAAAACCAAAGAACUGUACCUUUCCCGGGCCGUCGAAGUACAGCCUUUCUUCAAUGCGACCGUUAUCAGCGAGUUGUCGGAUCAGGCGACCACUAGUCUACAAGAACUUGGUGCUUGGUCGGAAGGCGAUCACGUUAGCUUUGACAGAAGUCCAGAUCACAUUGUCAGCAGUCAACACUUACUUGGAACGGACGAAGGCGAUGCGGAUACCCUGCUACUCGAAGCUGUCAUUUCUGGUAACCUCGAAUCUCUCAAAGAUCUCUUAUUACGAUUGAGGACUGCCGCCGAUCCGAAUGGCUCUAGAGACGUCGCAUUGCUAGAGAGGAUCACCAGAACCUUCCUGGCUGCUAUAAAUGAAGGUCCAGAACAAUCGCUGCAACUUUUGCUCGAUACUGGUCUUGUCGAUGUUCAAUCUGAAGAUGACAUAAAUGAGCGAAAUUGUCUUCACCAAGCUACGAUCUAUGGCAACUCUUUCGUUCUAGGAGUCGGUCUGUCGAAAGACGUGGCAGUAAGUAGGACUGAUGUCUAUGGCAGAGUUCCUCUUCAUUAUGCUUGUAUGCAUGGGCGUCUUGAUAUGGUAGAGGCGCUGUUAAAUGCCGAUCAAUCUACAAUUGAUCUUAUCGAUCACGACAACUUUACUCCACUGAUACAUGCCAUCAUACAUGGACAUCUCGAAUGUGCACAACGACUACUGGCACGAUCUGCUCGAAUCGAUCCGAUCUCUGAUGCAGACCAUGUACCGCUCAACUUGGCUUGUGAACACGGCUCCGUCGCUAUAGUUGAAUUACUACUGAAGCACGGCGCUGCAAUAUUGCCAGAUGCCGAAGGUCUCUUCCCUCAGCAUCUCGUUGCUCGGUCUGGGCAAACACCACAAUUGCUUCUUCUGCUGAAGGAUUAUGGUGCGAAUCUGGACCAGAUUGACAAGCUUUACUCUUGGACUCCACUAUUCCAUGCAGCAAGUGAGGGCAAUGUGCCUUGCAUGCAAACUCUUCUCGAAGUUGGUGUGAAGACCAAUAUUCUUGAUGAGAAAGAGCUUUCUGCUAUGUAUUACGCUGCCUGGGAAGGUCAUCUAGAAUGCAUGCGACUUCUAUCCUCCAUACCUAUGAGCAGUAGAAGCAGUCGCACAGGUUUUCAAUCGACGCAGAUUGCGCCAAUGACUGGAAGUAGUGCACCGAUGCCUAUGAGUCUCGACGCGGAUGCAAUUCCAGAACUCGAGCUCCCUCCUCCCAUUAUACCCUUACGACGUUACGGCCAUAAUUUCCUCGAUACGAAGACCUUCAUCCAAAUCAGCUUCGAAGAGAAUGGUGACCAGCCUAUGGUGUUCUUCCAUGAUAGCAAAUAUCCCGCCGCACGUCUUACCAUCUCUUCAAAGCUUUCCGAUUUAAUACCCAAGAACAUUUUGCUCCCGUUUCAGGAAGAUACCCGGCUUGUUUCUUUUCAGAUUGAUAAUCUAGAUUCUUUUGCCAUCGAUUUCGAUGUCUUUCCUACUUAUGGUGCUAAGGUUAUUGCGAAGACAGUCGCACUUCCUAGCACUUUCCGAGCAUUGAUGAGCAGCUCAGGACGCUGCUGCUUGCCACUUUUCGACCCGAGGUUGAGAGCCAUUGGCCAGAUCACGUUCAAUUUUCAAGUGAUUAAACCCUUCCAAGGAAAGCCUCUGGAGAUUACAGAUUUCGAGACGUACUGGAAGGCGACCAGCCAGUUCGAUCAUAGGCCCAGUGCCUUUAUUACUGGUUCCAGUUUGUCGGGAGAUUAUGUGCAACUCUUUGUGCAGCACACUUGUGAUGGCGUACCCGUCCUUUGGCCAAGAUGGACAAUGGAUUACAUGGACAUUGAGUUUCCAGUUAGCCGUCUGACAUAUGCGCAAUUCAUUAGCGCAGGCUCUCGUCAUGCCAGCAAGGCCGGAGACUUGAGAGAAUUACCGAAUCACUCAGCUGGCAAUAUUGCUGAAAUCCACCGUAUACUGGCAAGCUCAGCAGUGUCUCUUCAGGAUGCCCUCGCUCUACUCCCCAAAGGUAUGCACGUCAAUCUUCAAGUGUUAUAUCCAUCUUCAGAGGAAGAGAAGACGCUACGACUUGGGCCAACCGUGAAUAUCAAUGUCUUUGGAGAUGCGAUUCUUGGAGUUGUCUUCGAUCAUGCCAGAGCUUUACGAGAACGGUCACCGGAUUCUAUGAGAUCCAUUGUCUUCAGCUCUUACAAUCCGACUGUGUGUACAGCUUUGAAUUGGAAGCAGCCUAAUUAUCCGGUCUUCUUGUGUAAUGACCUCGGCCGCGAGGGAGAACUAGCCGUUUCUGCUUGUACGCAAAGCAGUGGAAGAAGAACAACUUCUAUCAAAGAGGCUGUGAGAAUAGCUCAGAACAACAACUUCAUGGGGUUGAUUUGUUGUUCAAGACUUCUGGAUAUGGUCCCAGCAUUAGUUGAAGCCAUCAAAGCGCAAGGAUUGGUAUUAGUUACAGAUAAGUCUGCAGAGCCAGCAUCAAAGGGACAAUAUGACGACCCGUUCCCUAGACUCCCAGCAGGAAUCGACGGUGUGCUGAAAGCGAAUGGUGUUCUACGAUUCAAUGAGAGCAUUGAUAUGUAAUGAGUCGGUCCAUAACCAAAAGUCAUGCAUAGCAUUUAGACCAUGCAGCACUUAACUUAUCUUUCUUCCACAACUUUCUUUCCUCGUGACCAACAUUCACCAUUCUACAUUCGCGUAGCUCAAUCUCAUCUCAACACAGAAAUUCCAACCCAAGCCAACCCCUAAGCACCCUUAAACCCAUACCUCAAACCCCCUAACUCCC